Malania oleifera is the source of this 2465-nucleotide messenger RNA. RefSeq lists its product as uncharacterized. The transcript has 3 exons. The record is from RefSeq and is a predicted model, not a curated record. Bases 576 to 2258 code for a protein of 560 amino acids. Gene Ontology annotation, molecular function: protein binding. Lineage: Eukaryota; Viridiplantae; Streptophyta; Magnoliopsida; Santalales; Ximeniaceae.
GCUCCUCCCCCAAUUUGAACGUUCCGAUCUUGAAACUUGCUCGACAUGUAGGCUUGCCUGUCUGAGUAAAUGAUUCAUUUUCUAUAUAGAUUGUGGCCACACUGCCUAACACUUCCUUCCUUCGGGAAGAGAGAGAGAGAGAGACUGCGGGGUAAAGGGAGUAGAGAGAUUUGAAGUGGGUUUGAUUUUUGAAUGUUUAGUUUCAUCUCUGUCUUUAUGCGUUGAGGCUCUGUCAAUUUGUGGGUUUUCAAAUAAUCCAAAUUAUCUAUCCUUUGGAGAUCCGCGUGUUGUUUCUUCCAUAUUAUAUGUUUUUGAUCCGUUGACGAUCUCGUUUCCGGAUAGAAAAAUAAAAAAUCUCUGCUUGGUGCUCUUGAUUUCUUAGAAUUGUGAGAGCUUGUGAGUGAGAUAGAGAGAGAUAUUUGAAGAUUAAGCUAUGUUGUGCUUUGCUUUCCAGAGAAAAGAAACGAGUUAUAGUUUCUGAGUCUUCAAGGAACUGAAGAAAGGCAUUGUACGGUGGCUUUUGAGGCUGUGCGCUUUGAAUGUGUAAGAAAAGUCGAGCAAUUUGAGGAUUGAUCAUGGUGGAAGAUGGUGGAGAUAAGGUUUUGGCUGAUACCCAGUCAGCCGAAACCUUGUUAUCAUAUGCACAAGAGCUAGUUCCGGUUGCUCUUGAGAAGGCAAGGGAGGUCAAGGGAUUUCCAGGUAGGUGGAAGAUGAUAAUUUCAAGGUUGGAUCAGAUCCCUUCUUGUCUAUCAGAAUUGUCAAGCCAUCCUUGCUUCUCAAGGAAUACACUUUGUAAGGAGCAAUUGCAGGCAGUGUGCAAGACACUUAAAGAAGCAAUCAAACUGGCAGAAUUAUGUGUGAAAGAGAAAUAUGAAGGGAAGCUUCGGAUGCAGAGUGAUCUCGAUGCCUUGUCAGGCAAACUGGAUUUGAAUCUGCAUGAUUGUGGGCUUUUGAUCAAAACUGGGGUGCUGGGAGAGGUCACCUUGCCUUUGGCUGUGGCCAAUUCUUCGGGAGAACCUGAUACUGCAUUCCAUUGCAAUGUAAGGGAAUUACUUGCUCGCCUUCAAAUCGGCCACUUGGAGGCAAAGCAUAGAGCUCUUGACAGCCUCUUUGAAGUCAUGAAAGAGGAUGAGGAAGAUGUUUUGGCUGUUUUAGGACGUAGCAGUAUUGCUGCUUUAGUCCAAUUGCUCACUGCAACUUCUCCACACAUUCGAGAAAAAGCAGUCACAGUCAUUAGCUCACUCGCAGAAUCUGGGAGCUGUGAGAAUUAUCUUGUUUCAGAGGGUGUUUUGCCACCUCUUAUAAGGCUUGUUGAGUCUGGUAGUGCGGUGGGCAAAGAGAAGGCGACAAUUUCACUCCAGAGAUUGUCGAUGUCUGCUGAAACAGCCCGCUCAAUUGUUGGGCAUGGUGGGAUUCGCCCGCUGAUUGAGAUCUGCCAAACUGCGGAUUCUGUUUCACAAGCUUCUGCUGCUUGUACCUUGAAGAAUCUGUCAGCCGUUCCUGAGGUAAGGCAAACUCUGGCAGAAGAAGGGAUUGUUAGGGUUAUGAUUGACUUAAUUGAUUGCGGAAUUUUAUUGGGAUCUAGAGAAUAUGCUGCAGAAUGCUUGCAAAAUCUAACUGCUUGCAAUGAUGACCUCCGAAGGUCUGUUAUUUCGGAAGGUGGAAUUCGAUGCCUAUUGGCUUAUCUUGAUGGCCCAUUGCCCCAAGAAUCUGCAGUUGGUGCCUUGAAAAAUUUGGUGGGCUCAGUUGCAAUGGAAGUUUUGGUUUCCCUUGGUCUUCUUCCCUGUUUGGUUCAUGUGCUUAAAUGCGGAUCUCUGGGGGCGCAGCAAGCUGCUGCUUCAGCAAUUUGUCGAGUUUGCAUCUCAACAGAGAUGAAGAAGUUGGUGGGAGAAGUGGGGUGUAUUCAUCUGCUCGUUAAGAUGCUUGAGGCGAAGACAAACAGUGCUAGAGAGGUUGCUGCACAAGCAAUUUCGAGCUUGGUGACCCUUUCACAGAACUGUAGAGAAGUCAAAAGGGAUGAUAAAAGUGUGCCAAAUCUAGUCCAGUUGCUCGAUGUGAGUCCGCACAACACCGCCAAGAAGUAUGCAGUUUCCUGCCUUUCAUCUCUCUCUUCAAGUAAAAAGUGUAAAAAGCUGAUGAUUUCUUAUGGGGCCAUUGGUUAUCUGAAGAAGCUUACAGAGAUGGAUGUCCCAGGUGCUAAGAAGCUACACGAGCGACUGGAAAGAGGGAAAUUAAGAAGCCUUUUCAGCAGGAAAUAGAGGAUGGACACGUCUUUGUACAAUCAACCUAGUUUUCUCCUCUCAGCUCGUGUGCCCAGUGUUUCAUUUUCUGUAUGAAACAAAGUUAAUUCUUGGUCUAAACUGGAAUGCAUUAAGCUUUGCUAAUCUAUGAGAUCAUAAUUUAGCGAUAAUAAAUGUGUAAAAUAUUAAGCUUUGCAUUACUAUGAGAUAAUAAUUUAGCGACAA